CGCAAACAGGCACUCAAGCCAUCAUGCUUCCAAAGACUCGAAAGCUCGUGUUCUACGUUCAUUCUAGAAGGCUGAGCAGUGAGGGAGCCUAACUAUGUUUGAGCCCACGAUGUUCUUUCUAAAUACUUUGCUGCCAGCCAGGUAUAUAAAGGAGCCAAGAAUCAUGGUAGAGACAGAUCAAUACUACAAGCAAUCACACAGAUACACCAACACAUUACAAGUCUGCAUCCUAACUUCAGUCACUUCGGAAGUCAAUUUCAUACUCUUCUCUUCCUUCAAGAUACCUCCAUAAACAUACUCAUCGAUCAAAAACCACCAAAAUGGACGCAGCAUCCUCAACAUCCGCGGAUCUCGCAACCACUGCCUACCUAUCCGCCUCAUCAACCCCAACACCCGAUGCAGCCGUCAUCGCAUCCUCUUUCAGCUGGCUCUCAAUCAAAGAGGUCUUCGUGAUAGUAGUCCUCUACAUGUGGUACAUGUUUCUCUUCCUAGCCUGCGGUGUAGUCAUCAUCGGUGGCAUCUACCUCGUGUGCAUGGGUGUCUUGGUUCUCUUUGGAGUCGUAUGCGAACACGGUCCCAAACUCUACUCGAAAUCGAAAGAACGGCUGGAAAAGUAUCGGAAGUCCUCGAUGGAGACAGAUAUCGAGGGACAGAACGCUGGGGGAGUAACGAGUCAGAGCGAUGACCCCCAAACGAGUGGCGUUGAAAAUGGAGAGGGGAGUAAGGCCGAGGCGAAACUUGGAAGUGAAUCUGUAUAAAGUGGUGAUGCGUCUGCUUUGAUAUUACUCUACAAUUGUUUCUCUUUCAUUUCUUUAAGUUUCUUUUCAACUUAACUCUAGCCUUGCUUCGAGCGAAUCCAGCAACUGUACAAUUAGCUUGCUCUUUCCUUCUCUUGUCUAGAUACCUCUGCCGGAGCAGCGGUUUUCCAUCCUGGCUAGGGAAGAUGUGAUUUCAGGAAACAUAGACUAUAGACGGAAGGCGUUUGGGAGAAGAGCGGAUUUGCCAUUUUGUAGUACAGUCCUCGGCAUGGGGAUCAUAGAAGUAUAUGCCAUAACUGGCUCAAACAAGAAAAUAUAUCAGAGUUUGAGAA
Messenger RNA from Hyaloscypha bicolor E, 1090 nucleotides. RefSeq lists its product as uncharacterized. The record is from RefSeq and is a predicted model, not a curated record. Lineage: Eukaryota; Fungi; Ascomycota; Leotiomycetes; Helotiales; Hyaloscyphaceae. The transcript has a single exon. Bases 321 to 758 code for a protein of 145 amino acids.